AUGGCUGCAAAAGUGAAUACACACUCAGUCCGGGGUGUCACGGGUUCGAACUUUAGGGAGCAUGUCAGACUAAAACCUAAGCAUAAUUGGCAUAUAAUGAAGAAGGGUUUUGCUACCAAGCAAAAGUCUUGCGUGUUGCAUCAGAACACCAAGGACUCAAGGAGCCACCAUAUGCCAAAUCUCUUUCCCUUCCUCUUUCCUAUCUUUUUCUCCAGUCCGUCUGCCGUUGAAUAG
This is a messenger RNA of Triticum turgidum subsp. durum (durum wheat), 234 nucleotides long. The record is from the annotation of a GenBank genome assembly. NCBI's taxonomy places the organism in Eukaryota, Viridiplantae, Streptophyta, Magnoliopsida, Poales, Poaceae.